UUUUAAUUCAUUCCCAGCUUCCAGCUUUCAUCAUUCCAAAGAAUAACAAACAAGACCAAAGAUCAUAUUUUGAUGGAGAAAUCUGGGUAUGGAGUAGAUGGCAUUUACAGGUCUUUAAGGCCUCCAGUUGUUCUUCCCAAGGAACCAAAUCUUUCCAUGGUUUCAUUCCUCUUGAGAAACGUCUCCUCUUACCCCGACAAAACAGCGCUCAUCGAUGCAGAUUCUGGUGAAACACUCACUUUCUCUCAGUUUAAAUCCACUGUCAUCAAGCUCUCCCAUGCUUUUCUCAAUCUGGAUAUCAACAAAAACGACCGAAUCUUGAUCUUUGCGCCCAAUUCAAUCCAGUUCCCUCUUUGUUUCUUUGCUGUAACAGCCAUCGGUGCCAUCGCUACAACUGCCAACCCAAUUUAUACGGUCAACGAACUCUCGAAACAACUCGAAGAUUCCAAUCCGAAGCUUAUCGUCACUGUCCCUGAAUUGUUCGACAAAGUUAAAGAUUUAAAGAUCCCUUUGAUCCUACUUGGUUCUAAACGUAACCAGAGACCGUCUGAUGUAAAAUACACCCCCAAAAUUAUUUCUUUCCACGAUCUACUUGAUUCAGCGGGGAACGUAACGGAGUUUCCCGCCGUGUCUCGUUCUGUUAAGCAGACCGACACGGCAGUGCUUCUGUACUCUUCGGGCACGACAGGUGUCAGUAAGGGAGUCAUUCUAACUCAUAGGAAUUUCAUUGCAUCGUCUUUGAUGGUGACAAAGGAUCAAGAACUUGCUGGGGAUAUGCACAGGGUUUACUUGUGCAUUUUGCCUAUGUUUCAUGUGUUUGGAUUGGCUGUCAUCGUGUACGGACAGCUGCAGAUGGGAAACACUUUGGUGUCAAUGGCGAAGUUUGAAUUUGAGACGUUUUUGAGGAAUGCUGAGAAGUAUAGGGCAACCGAUUUGUGGGUUGUGCCUCCUAUUGUGCUUGCCAUGGCUAAGCAGAAUGUGGUUAACAAGUUUGAUCUUUCCUCAUUGAAGCAAAUUAGUUCUGGUGCUGCACCUUUGGGAAAGGAAUUGAUGGAGGAGUGCGCAAAGAAGUUCCCUCAGGCUGUUGUUAUGCAGGGCUAUGGAAUGACUGAAACUUGCGCGAUUAUAUCGAUGGAAAGUGCCGCAUUCGGUGUCCGACAUACUGGUUCAGCUGGAUCGCUUGCUCCAUGCAUUGAAGCUCAGAUCAUUAGUACACAAAAUUCAGAGCCUCUUCCUCCAGACCAAUUAGGGGAAAUAUGGGUUCGAGGGCCUAAUAUGAUGCAAGGUUACUUCAACAAUCCAGAGGCAACUAAACUGACAAUUGAUGAAAAGGGUUGGGUUCAUACUGGAGAUCUUGGAUACUUUGAUGAGAAUGGGAAUCUCUAUGUUGUUGACAGGAUUAAGGAGUUGAUCAAGUACAAAGGUUUCCAGGUUGCACCAGCAGAGCUUGAAGGGCUACUUUUGUCUCACCCUGAAAUAUUGGAUGCUGUUGUUAUCCCAUAUCCCGAUGACGAAGCCGGUGAGGUCCCAGUUGCAUACGUUGUUCGCUCACCCAACAGUUCGCUAACCGAAGAAUACGUUCAAAAUUUCAUCGCUAAACAGGUGGCACCUUUCAAAAGGUUAAGGAAGGUGACGUUCAUAUACAGUGUCCCAAAGUCGGCUUCAGGGAAAAUUCUGAGGAGAGAACUUAUCGCCAAAGUACGAUCCAAAAUGUGAGAUUCUGUUUUAUGCACAUAAC
Molecule: messenger RNA, 1738 nt
Organism: Hibiscus syriacus
Lineage: Eukaryota; Viridiplantae; Streptophyta; Magnoliopsida; Malvales; Malvaceae
Product: 4-coumarate--CoA ligase-like 7
Exons: 7
Coding region: 73-1716 (547 amino acids)
Molecular function (GO): CoA-ligase activity
Source: RefSeq, a predicted model, not a curated record